AUGAUCAGGGUAAGCCACCUCCUAAAGUGGAUCGAGGAGCUGGUGGUGGAAGAAUGUCGGGUACAUCUAGGGGAGUUACUCCGAGAGGAGCCCCGGGUGGAAGGAGACAAGCGAGAGGUGCCUCGCAAGGAGGCCAGACAUCCACCCCUUGAUUGUCUUGUGGGUACUAUGGGAAAUCUAACCACACUGAGGAUAAUUGCUGACGAAAGGCUCGAAAGUGCUUACGGUGUGAAAGUCGAGAGGCUACCAUAUGACUUAGAAGUGAAAACACCUACGGGUAACCAAUUUUUACUUGCUAAUGAGAUGUAUAGAAACUGUGAUAUUUGCGUUGGUGAGCGAAAAUUGGUAGUCGACCUUAUAAGUCUAGCCAUUAAGGGGUAUGACGUUAUUAUAGGGAUGGACUGGCUAGCUCGUUAUGAUGCUCGGGUAGAUUGUCGUACAAAGAUGGUCGAGUUUUGCAUACCUGGUGAGAUGACUUUAAAACUAGUUGCAAGGGGUAUUCUAGCAUCAUCUGCCCUUGUUUCGGGAAUUAGGGUUAGAAAAUUGCUAAGUAAUGGGGUACGGGGGUAUCUAGGUUUUCUAGUUAGCACCCCAGGAGAAAAGGUUAGUAUAGAAGAUAUGCCGGUGAUAAAUGAAUAUCCAGAUGUAUUUCCGAACGAAUUGGUGUCAAUGCCACCCGAGAGAGAAAUCGAGUUUAAGAUUGAUUUAGCACCUGGAACUACUCUCAUCUCAAAAGCCCCUUAUCGGAUGGUGCCCGCUGAACUAAAGUAG
Coffea eugenioides is the source of this 771-nucleotide messenger RNA. RefSeq lists its product as uncharacterized. Bases 1 to 771 code for a protein of 256 amino acids. NCBI's taxonomy places the organism in Eukaryota, Viridiplantae, Streptophyta, Magnoliopsida, Gentianales, Rubiaceae. The transcript is spliced from 2 exons. The record is from RefSeq and is a predicted model, not a curated record.